UAGUGAUCGUGUACCCGAUGAGGUCCCGCUCGCUCUGCACCAUGAGCAACUGCAAGAAGGCGGUGGUGGUGGUGUGGAGCGUGUCGCUGGUGCUCACGGCUCCCGUACUCAUCACCAAGGACAUUCAGCCGGAGAGAUUCGGCAACAACGUGACGCAGCUGACCAUCCACUACUGCCGCGACAAGGAGUCCAUGGGGCUCGGGUUCGCCGUGUACCAGUUUCUGGUCCUGUUCGCCGUGCCGGCGCUGCUCAUGAUCUUCUUCUACUCGCGAGUCAUCUCCGAGCUCUGGAAGUCGACGCGCACCAUGAAGCAAAUGACCGGCGCCAGAUCAUCACUUCUCAGCAAGUCCAACGGAAGAAAGGCGGCGGCGAGCUCCCCAGUACUCACCCCGAACAGUCACCGCGCUUUUAAGAAGACCCCACCGCCGCAGAACAAAGGAGAAGACGUGAUGAAGGCGCGAAAACAGGUGAUCAAGAUGUUGAUUCUGGUUAUAGCACUCUUCCUCGUCUGCUGGGGACCGCGGCUCAUCAUGGAAAUCGUCCUCAAGGUGGGCCUAGCCGUGUUCUCGCCGGUCAUCUACACGGUCCGCAUCACGUUCUUCCUCAUGCCGUUCAUCCACGCCUGUAUCAACCCAUUCGUCUACUGCUUCAUGUCGAGAAACUUCCAGCGUUCGAUGCGUCGGCAGCUGGCCCGGCUGGGUGUGGUCUGCCCGCCGCGCACCACGAGAGACCACGAGCAGCCCCUGCGCAGCAGCUGCCCCACGGGCACCGAGUCCACACGGCACACAUACUGCACCACCACUGAGUCUGUGCUCUAGGGACCGUCCCACGGACACCGGGUCUUUUCGAAGUGCGUCCUGCGCCAUCCUCGAGUCUGUGCUCUGAGGACUGUCCCACGGACGUUGAUGACGCUUCGGCACAUGUACUCCGCAGGGUGCGCGCUGUGGGCCCGACGUACACAGUCUUCACAGCAUACGAACUGCACCACCACCACCGAGUUUGUGCUCCGUGGAUUUUCCCUGGGGGUUGAGAAUACGAGCACUGGGA
Pollicipes pollicipes is the source of this 1047-nucleotide messenger RNA. Its product is annotated as cholecystokinin receptor type A. NCBI's taxonomy places the organism in Eukaryota, Metazoa, Arthropoda, Thecostraca, Pollicipedomorpha, Pollicipedidae. Gene Ontology annotation, cellular component: plasma membrane. The transcript has 5 exons. Gene Ontology annotation, biological process: G protein-coupled receptor signaling pathway. Bases 18 to 818 code for a protein of 266 amino acids. Gene Ontology annotation, molecular function: G protein-coupled receptor activity. The record is from RefSeq and is a predicted model, not a curated record.